AAGAAGAAGAGAAGGCGCACACAGCGAGGAAUAACAGGAGAAUGGGGCGGAAAGUGACUCUUGCUACUUGCUCGUUAAAUCAGUGGGCUUUGGACUUUGACGGCAACUUGGAGAGAAUACUAAGCAUGGGUAUGGCUGUGCAGACCACUUCUAUGAAUCGGAUACAUUGCUCCACUCGUUUGAAGUUCUUCAGAAGCUUCUAGAAUCUCCCAUCACCCAGGACAUCAUCUGUGAUGUUGGGAUGGUCGCAGGGGCAUGCUGGAGCCUACCCAGCUGACUUCGGGCGACAGGCGGGGUACACCCUGGACUGAUCGCCAGCCAAUCGCAGUGCACAUAUAGACAAACAACCAUUCACACUCACAUUCAUACCUAAAUUUUUCGAUAUCAUUCAUUCCUAAUUUUAUCCCUUACAUUUCAGUUUGAGGCAUGUCAGAAUUAUUCAAAAAAUUGGUAAAGAAUGUUUUUGUUGAUACUCAAUAAACAGCAGGUAAGUAUAUGCAGUCAAAAAGUUCCUUUAAAUAGACUCAUUAAUAUUGGGUUUGUGGAAUAGUGGAAACUUUGUCAGCAUCAUGAAUCCACUCCAGAAUGUCCGACGACCCAAAGCCAUUUUCCCCAUAAGAAGUCAUGUAAAUCCAAUUAAUCCGUUGCAGAAAGCCAAAAAUCUUAACAAGCCGCUAUUUAUAGUUUUACAAUGAAAGGGAUAAAUGAACAUUUAAGGUUACUUUUACCUUAAUUGAAGACAUGAUUGUUGCCAAAGACACGAUGUGGCAGCGAGAUCAACACAGUAUUUUGCUAUGAGUUAUUUCAUGAAGUCAAACCGUUUCUCAAACCCAAAUAUCUGCUUUUCUUUUGAUCACGGCUGCAAAAUAAGCCAAAAUGGAGACAAAGAAAGUUGCAAUUGCCAGCAUUUUGAUAAAGAAGUUGAGAAACACAAGAGACUUCAAGAAAUAACUCAUGACAAAAUGCGAAGGCGAUGUCUGUGUUGAUCUCGCUACCACAUCCAGGGUUUCCCCUAGGAUUUUUUUAAGCUGUGGUGGUGGGCUGCAUGGGAGGACGGACUGCCACCGCUGUGUCGUGCCACUGCUGUGUCUGCAAUUUUUUUAUUAUGACAAAUGACCAUUUUUUAUGACUUAUUUAUUUAACAUGAACCAAGAACAUUGUAAAACCGAUUUAUGGCAAAGUGAGAGUCUAAAAUGUUGGGCCUUUUGAUCUAUUUAGUCCAAUAGUAUGUAUGACUAGUACAAAAGUACAACAUUUUGUACUAUUUGAAACAAACCUAAAUUUAAUUUGAUGCCUGUUUUAGAGGAUUACGUGUUAACACAUGUUAUUUUUGCUGCAAAAUAGCACAAUUAACAAAAUAAACAACUGAAAAAAUUUAGUUAUAGAAAUUUGACCUGUUUAAACAGUAUAAAUUCAGAGUCCAGGGUUAUGAUAGCACAGGUGUAUCCAACCUGCAGCAUUAUUAAAUCUACUUUGACAAAAAGAAAGGAGACGUGAGCUAUCUUGCGAUUGCGGUUUAAUGUGUGAUUAUUUUUUUCAAGGUCCUCUUCUCUUGUAUUUUUCUGCAAACACAAGCAAAAAUCAUUCUGUCUUAUAAUAAACAAUAUCAGAUUUAUUAUACAGACUGUGACUGUGUGGCCAACAUUCUAACCACUAGACCGCCAUGCGGCCUCCAGAACAUUUCAUGUUUCAAAAAACAUGACAUGUAAACAUGUGAACUGAACUUGUUAAACACUGUCUGAACUUAACUAGACAGUCUAUAAACAAUUGAAUAAAACAUACAUACUGUGUGUAAAAAAAUAAAGCUUCCUCAUGUCCAGUCAGUAUCAUCACACAUACUAAAGUGCAGGAAAGACAAGGACAAUAAGUAUCUGCUUUAACCAACUGGACAUUUUUCGGCAAAUUAUUUUAGGUAAAGUAUUUUUUUUUUUAAUCUUAAGAAGGAACCAGUCCAGUGUGUACCCCGCCACUGGGAUAGGCUCCAGCAUACUUCUGCGACCACAGUAAGGAUAAGCGGCAUAGAAGAUGGAUGGCUGGAUCUUAAGAUGGAAAAAAAACAUUUUGAACACAAAUUAAAUUAUUAUAUUCACUCAGUAACAGUCGCACACAACACACUAAAUUGCAAAAUGAGUAUGGCACUGUCAACCAGAAAGAUUCUUCUGUAUAGUUCUCAGGAGAGCUCUAGCUCAUAGAUAUUUUGCAAGGAAAACCAGCAUGUCAGCUUUUGCUGGUUUUAAAGACGAGCGAGUGUGGGUCCCUUCAGCACUAAAAAGACGCUCAGAGGGAGCACUUGUUGAAGGAACACAGACAUACUACAGUACUUGUGGGCCAUCUUGCACAGUCGCUCGUGAGGUAGCAACAGUAGUGAGGCAGGUUCUGCACAAUACCUGACGUGCAACGUCUUCAUUUUUAUUACCCAAAAUAAAUCCACCUAAUUUAUUGUGCCCCCUCUUUGCUACUAAGCUUUCUGCAGUGGAGCCUGAGGCCAUAGUGCAACAGCUUCACGGUCACAUUCACUUGACUUCUUUGCCUGCCUGCUCUGCUCCGCUCGCUCACAAUGCAAGACGCGCAGAUUAUGUGACCAGUUGCAGUCUUUGCGGUUAGAAAACCAUGUUUUAUCACAUCGUAAUAGUAGCGCAAAUGCGAUUAAUUGUUCAGCCCUACUUAACAGUACUCUACAGUCCUGGAAAAAAUGAUGAGUCUACUCUUGUUUAUUCAGUUUCUUGUUCAUUUUAACGCUUGGUACAACUAAAACUUUUUCCAGCGAGGGCCACAUACUGAAAAGGAUGCCAGGGCUACUUUGAAAUUUUGUAAAGUAACGCGUAGUGUAGAUAUAGUGUAGAUAAGAAGUUGUAUAUAUUUCCAGAAAAACUGCAUUUCAACUCUUUGAUGUAGGUGAAAAAACGUAUUAGUGUCACCUUCACUCUUUGCUCUUUUUUCCACAUUUUUGCUGUUUUUUUAUUUUCCAAAUAUUUCAACUUUGUUCAAAAAUGAUUUUUGUAAAUUUUCUUUUCAUAAUAUUAUGACUCUUAUCAUGAUAUUAUUAAUUUAUUCUCAUAAUAUUAUAACUUUUUCUGUAACCUAAUUUUCUAAAAAUUACAACUUUCCUUGGUUUUGUUUCUCAUUAUAUUAGAAUAAAAAAAAAUAACCAGGUUUUCUUUAAUAUUUCAGCUCUGUGAUACUAAAAUGACAUUAUUUUUCCUCAUAUAUAUAUAUAUAUAUAUAUAUAUAUACAGUAUAUGGAUAAAGAUGUUGAAUGUUACUUGAUUCAGUCUGCCUGUCUGUGACGUAAUCACCACGCGCCAGCAGACAACAAAAGGUAGCAUGGUGGAUGGCAGAGGACUCUUUUGCAAAGAGGGAGAUGAGUCACCUCCCUGUAAGAAGAAGGCCUUAGAACAAGGGUCUCAAACUCAAUUUCAUUGGGGGCCAGUGGAGGUAGAGUCUGGGUGAGGCUGGGCCGCAUCAAGUAUUGGGAGUAGGGCUGGGAAUCUCAGGGUACCUCACGAUACGAUACAAUUCACAAUACAUCCAUUUGAUAAGACCGCUGUUAGUUCAGUGUUGGUGUUUACUUGCCCCAGUAAGUAUGUAAGUAACACUGAGCUUGCCUGGAUGUUGUGGACUGCAGUUACACUACUCUUCGAUGUCCAGUCGCGGGCCGCAAGAUACGAUUUGGUGGGCCGCAAAUGGCCCGCGAGCCGCGAGUUUGAGACCCCUGCCUUAGAUGCACUGUUUGCCGAUUCUUCUUUCACUGCACGGUCUAAUCAAUUUUUCCAUGAAUGUAUACAAUAUUCAUUCUAUAGCUUAUGAGUACAAGAGUCACUAUACUUGUUUCAGUUUCUUCCAAACUGCUAUUUGAGCACUGGUGUGUCGUUAUUUGAGUGUUAUUUCCCUUCAGGCCCAUCAUGCAUCACAACGUACGAUACAACUGCCGGGUGAUUUUCCUCAACAGACAAAUCCUGUUGAUUCGGCCAAAGAUUGUGAUGGCGAACCAUGGCAACUACAGAGAGAUGCGCUGGUUCUCACCUUGGACAAAGUUGAGGAAAGUAGAGGAGUACUUCCUACCCAGGAUGAUCCAGCUGGUCACAGGGCAGGAUACAGUCCCAUUUGGGGACUGUGUGCUCUCCACAAAGGAUACGUGUAUUGGUACAGAAAUGUGUGAAGAGCUGUGGCACCCCACUAGCCCUCAUAUCCAGAUGGGCCUUGAUGGGAUUGAAAUCUUUACAAAUUCUUCUGCAAGCCACCAUGCGCUUCGAAAAGCUGUCCAGAGGAUCAAUUUGAUCAAGUCAGCAACCACCAAGAGUGGAGGUAUCUACCUGUAUGCAAAUCAGAAGGGGUGUGAUGGAGACCGACUGUAUUAUGACGGAUGUGCAAUGGUGGCCAUCAACGGGGACAUCGUGGCACACGGAGCACAGUUCUCUUUGAACGAUGUGGAAGUGAUUACAGCCACUUUGGACCUUGAAGAUGUACGCUGCUACAGAGGAGAGUUAUGUCAGCUGCAGAUGGGAAGUGACUCCAAACCCUCCUGUAGGAUCAAAGUAGACUUUUCCCUAUCCAGUAAUGAUGACGUCUGGCUCGCCCCCCACCGGCCAAUAACAUGGAACUUCCAUACACCAGAGGAAGAGAUCAGCCUUGGACCGGCCUGCUGGCUGUGGGACUACCUCAGGAGGAGUGGACAGGCUGGCUUUCUGUUGCCGCUAAGUGGGGGUGUUGACAGCUCCUCAACAGCUUGUAUUGUCUACUCCAUGUGUGUGCUGGUCUGCAAAGCUGUAGCAAAUGGCAGCAAGCAGGUACUGGAAGAUGUUCGUAGGAUAGUUGGAGAGGAAUCCUACUUCCCUCAGCAGCCAAGGGAGCUUUGUGGUCAUAUCUUCACCACCUGCUACAUGGCCACUGAAAACUCAUCACAUGACACUUGCAACCGUGCCAAAGAGUUGGCCAGUCAAAUUGGCAGCACGCAUAUGAAUGUAAACAUCGACAUGGCAGUGAAAGGUAUUCUGGGUGUCUUCUCGAUGGUCACUGGGAGGUGGCCUGCAUUUCGUGCCAGUGGAGGAAGCCACAGGGAAAACUUGGCUUUGCAGAAUGUACAGGCGAGGGUCAGGAUGGUGCUGGCCUAUCUCUUUGCCCAACUGAGUCUGUGGACUCGAGGAAAAGCAGGAGGGUUGUUGGUGCUGGGCUCAGCCAACGUCGAUGAGAGUCUGACAGGCUAUUUUACGAAGUACGACUGUUCCAGUGCUGACAUCAACCCCAUUGGAGGCAUUAGCAAGGAUGACCUGAAGGCCUUCCUACGUUACUGUGUGGACCACUUCCAGCUCACCGCUCUGAAAAGCAUAAUGGCUGCUCCACCCACAGCUGAACUCGAGCCACUCGCUGAUGGACAGGUGGCACAGACAGACGAGGCUGACAUGGGGAUAACCUACUCAGAGCUAUCAGUCAUUGGUCGACUCAGGAAGAUCUCUAAAUGUGGACCUUUCAGUAUGUUCUGUAAACUCAUUCACAUGUGGAAGGAAGUGUUUUCACCCACAGAGGUUGCCCAGAAGGUGAAGCACUUCUUCAGGAUGUAUUCUGUCAACCGCCACAAGAUGACCUCAGUGACUCCAUCCUACCACGCUGAGAGCUACAGCCCUGACGACAACCGCUUUGACCUCCGACCCUUCCUAUACAACACGCGCUGGGAGUGGCAGUUUCGCUCCAUUGACAGUCAGGUAUCCUUGCACAUUAUACAACGUUUGCAUUCUGCACCAGAUAUUCAUGCCAUCACAGCUUUGUUUGGUCCACGAAUAAUGCAUGUGUUUUGUAAAAGCACAAUAUCAACAUAGGCUAGAAAUGCUAUUGAUGGCAUCGAACAGCCACUUGCCUUGAAACUCGUAAAGCGACAAACACCUUCUUUAUCAAAAUGCUGGCACUUGCAACUUUCUUUGGCUCUAUUUUGGCUUAAUUUGCAACCAUGAUCAAAAGAAAAGCAGAGACUUGAGGUGAGAAACACUAAUGAAUUCAAGAAAUAACUCAUGGCAAAAAAAAAAAAAAGGCGGUGUCCAUGUUGAGCUCGCUGCCACGUCGUGUCUUUGGCAACAAUCACGUCUUCAAUGAAGGUAAAGAGUAAAAGUAGUUAUAUAUGUUCAUUUAUCCCUUUCAUUCAUCAUUUAUGUAUACAGUGGUGCCUCGGUUGGUGUCAUUCAUUUGUUCCAGAGGGCCUGACUCAAACCAAAAUGGACUCCAACCAAGGCAUGUUUUCCCAAAAUAAUGUAAAUCUAAUUAAUCCGUUCCAGCCACAAAUUUUAACACAAAACACAUUUAUAGACAAUGAUUAUAGUUUUACAUGCAGGAAAAGAUGCAAACAUCAUUGAAAAGGACAAAUUAAUAGACAACUGAAUAUUUAACAUCACUUUUACUUUUAUUGAAUGCUCUUUGCAAACAACACACGGAGACAGGAGCGUUGGAGGAGUUUGGAGGCACGUUUUUAAUUUUUGAACCACGCUCUGCUUGCCUUAAAUUCAUCAACAGACUCACUCGUUGCAGGCGUUUUCUUCGUUAGAUCCACAUACAGCAGCCUCACCUCUGGAAGUGUCUCUUGCGAGCUCCCGCUAGCCGUUGACCCACACCAGCAGCAACUUCUCAACAUCUUGGAUGGUUUGUGGUUUCUGUUUUGUCAACGCCAUUACUCCUUUCGCAACAUUAGCAUCCUUGAUUACAUUGUUAUUCUUCAGGACGGUACUUAAUGUUGAUGAGGGCUUCCAGUUCAUCUCGUUGAGAUCGGCAACACGGACGCAGUCUUCAAACUUUGCAACGACUUCUUUUUUGAAUUGUGGUCUUCACCCUCUUUGGAAUAUUGCUGUCAUUCGCAACCUUCUCUUGACUCACAGCAGCUUAUUUAGAGUUGGUCACACUCAAUGAAAAAAAUGCACGAACAGGAGUCAUCAACGUCGAGGCUCCAUUGUAUGGCCACUUGAUUCCAGAUGCCUUACACGUAGUAUGUGCCCUACAGGCUGCUGUAGUAGCGUGUGGACUACUGUAAGUAUCGCUAGAGUUCUUUGUUGGCGCAUGAUCCAAGAUGGAUGCGUAAUACAACAGUUUGGUACGUGCGCUAUAUUUCACGCUAACCAAGGCAAAUUUUUGAAUACAUUUUGGAUGUUAACCAAAAAAUGCGCUAAGUGGGGUGGACAUUAACCGAGGUACCACUGUAUUUAGAACUGUUUUCUGCGUGUAAAACAGUUCUAAAUACAGUGGUACCUGUGUGGCAGGAUGGACUUGGUAACCCAGAACAGAAAGGAGUUCCUGUUGUGUCAUUGCUGGCUUCAGGAUGUCUCGUCCCAGUGCAAGGGUAGACGGCAACAGAGAAAACAGGCUAGGAGAAGGCAGGGACGGAAACAACAACAAACAGAACAGAACAGCCGGUGAAUGUGACAGUGUGUUUUAAGAUUUUUGAUAUUUUUUGGACUUGUGGUGAGUUAGUCAGCGAAGAAUUACAGUUAACCGCUGAUAACAUCAUAGAUGGGCGACAGAGCUGACUUCCGCUUCCUGUUUAGGAUAGGAUGAUAACAAGGAUUUUUAAAAUAAAAUACAUUAACACAGUUUAUUAAUAACACAAGACGCUUGCCAUGUUGUACGCCAAUCGGAAAAUAAAAUCAAGGCAACAUUUUGGCGUAAACUGUUGACGUUAACGGAAAAGCACACUAACCGGGGUGUACUCUAACCGAGGUUGUAUCAGGAUUUACAGCAUUACUCACAUUUCUUAAAAACACAUUAUGUUGAACUCACUAUGAUGCAGUGCAGUUUUACGCCACCGCAAACUACAACUGCAGUAAUAAUAAAUAUAUUCCCAAAUGAAUGAUGAUGAAAACCGGGCAUGGUUAUCUUUGUCAAGGAUACAUGUCUCUGAUUGUGCAGGGGGCCAUAAAGUUGUCAGCCCAUGUGAGAAGAAAGCAAAUGCUUUUCAUGCACUCAUUUGGACGGCAGCAGUUACAGUAGAUGAUGCCCGGUGGGAUACAACGUGGUCAUAUGCGAUCAUGCAUUUUUAGUUUCCUCGGACAAGAUCUAUGGACGUCCUUCAUCUUUUUUUCUCUUUGCCCUCAGGUGUCCAAGAUGGCAGCAAACAUGCCAAAGUCGUAAGGCUUGACCAGUGUGUAGUUCAAAUAUGUUAUGUAAUGGGACUACAACUGCUGCAGAAAGAGAUUUGCAUCGUCUGAAAAUGUUUCAUGUCUUAAAUGAAUACCAACAACUCCAGAAUGUUGUUUUUAUGACUUCCAAGAGAAGUUACGUGUAAUAGAACUCAUAAAAGAGGCUAUAAAAUGGUAACGUGCUCGAUAACGCUUGUCACUGGUAGUUUAGUGCUUCACAUGGCUGACUUUCAUGCAGCCAGCAUCGGAUCAAUUCCCCCCCUCAGUGACUACACUCAAAAUGAUUUAACCCUCCUUAAAUUCUAUUUGCAAACUGGAUAGACUUGCAGGUGUUGGCCCUGAAUAUUUACUUUGUCUUUGAAAACAUUUGUGUGAUAAGUAUGUUUUGUAUAAUCAUCUGCAUGGAUUCAGAGAGAAAAGAAAUGGUGCUUUGCCAAAGGCAUUUGACACUUCAUUCUAAAAUCAUCUUAAUGGAAUUAAAUAAAAGGGUUUUAAAAUGGUUCCAUAGCUAUUUUCAUGAAAGUGAACUAUUUGUUUGCAGUAUAGUAAUAAUCAAACUUGUAAUGGAGCUAAACUAGUUUGUGGGGUUCUUCAGGGUUCCAUUUUGGGAGCUCUUUUUAUUUUCUAAUUUACAGUCAUCCCUCGCAACCUCACGCUUCGAAUUUCACGCUUUCACUCUAUCAUGCUUUUUCAAAAAUAUAUUAGAAAUGAGAAAGAAAUCGUGCUGCUUUGUAAUUGACAACGGCCCAUUAUUAGUUUUAAAAAAAGCAUAUUUAAGCAAAUUAUACACAUUUUUUGCCUAAAUGAAGUAUUGAUGAUGAUGAUGAUUUAUUUGAACUGUUUUUUUUCCCUCACAUUCUUUCACAUCAGUAUAUAUCAUAUCAGAAUUCCAAAUGUCCAAAAGGAGCAGGAAGAAACAGAGCUUAUCCAAUUACUGAUACAUUUCACAUCAAUGGCUGAUACGUACGCAUGUGCAAUUCCCAUUCAUCAUGUUCCCUUUACCAGUUGUGAAUAACACAAGGAAAUGGUAAAGCAAUGUAAGUGCAUCACAAUGAAUUUGAGGCCUGUAAAUCUGCAUGGACAAAUUGCUGCAAAUUGCAUAAAGUGUAGUUUUCAUACGGUGUAGCAUAGUAUUUCCCUGUGGUUCCCAGUAUUUUGAAAUGAGUCAUUUUAGUGCACUGUUUGAGUUCUUUACUCAGUUCGUUCCAUAAUUUGAUUCCACAUACUGAUAUGCUGAAGGUUUUUACCGCUGAGCGGGCGUAUAAGUGUUUUAAGUUUAUUUUUUUCCUCAGGUCAUAUUUCUCCUCUCUUGAUGAAAAGAACCAUAUUACGUUUUUGGGUUAUUUUUAGCUUUAUGUGUCAUUUUAGCUGUUUGAAGGUUUACCAGGUCAACACAUUUUAAUAGUUUUUCCAGCAUAAAAAUGUCUAAAUGAAUUGGAAUACAAAUUCAAAGACGUUGUGAUGAUAUGUGGUUUUCUACACUGGUCACUAGGUGUCAGUAAUGUUACUGUAAUGUUGGGUGAGACACACAAGCACCAGACUUGAUAUCUGGAACAACAGCCUUUUAUUGCAUCUUUGAAUGAUCUCAUAACAGGCACAAUAAUCCCUAACCCAUGCAAAGCCAUAACUCAACUCUGAAACCUCGACGUCAUUUCCUGUCCACCUCUCCUUCAUGUCCCCUAGAGAACACAUUUAAAGUAACACACACGAGCAUGAGUCUUAUUUGUCUUAAAUGUCUUAUUUACUCUUAUUAUGUCUACUAUAUUGGUAAUGCAAAUGUUGAGGUGACUAUAGGGGUGUUAUUUCAUGUUUAGAGGUUUCUAAUAAUGUUAAAUCAUAUUUAGAAGGUCGGUUUUCUAUGCUCUAAUUAAUAAAAUAUUCCAUUUAUAAAUAAGAAAUCUGACUUGGCGGAAAUUCACUUCUGGAACCAACCAACGAGGGAUUACUGCACAUCAGUGAUUUAAAAACUGUUUGUAAAAAUGUAUUGCCAUUUAUGUUUGCAGAUGAUACCUGUCUUUAAUAUCACUUUCCAAUCUAGGUGAGACCUGACGAGAGAAGCCAACGACUCAUCUAGUAACUUACCUAACCUACCUUCUGAUUUUCAGUACAAAAGGCAAAAGAUGCAAUAUAGAAGAUGUGAAAUUAUUAUUUGAUGGCAUCAAAAUCAGCCAAUUAGCCUCAAAUCAAAUUUUAGGAGUGACUGUGGAUGAGAAAUGAACUGGAAAACAACAUCCAGGUACUAAAUACCGUAUGUCUGCAAAAAGAUGAUGAAAUGGUAUUGUGAGAAGAGGCCUUGACUGCUAAAGUGCCUCAACAUGCCCAGGCUUUGUGCUCAUGAUUAGGGUUGUGUGAUAUGGACCUGAGCAUGUAUCACGAUAUUUUUGGAAUGUAACACGAUAUGACGAUAUCAUUAAAUUCAGCAGAGUCUUGUAUAAAAAGCUACAAACUUUAACCCAUACAAUGAAAUACACUUGCCUCCAAUUAUAAAGCACAUUUAUUGAUUUAUUGUUAACAAACUGUGCAAUCCAGCAAGUGCAUUUAGUUUCUACCAAACUAAGCGUUUUGCAGUAGACUGGCUAAGUGUAGACGUGCUCGCUGACUCCGUCUCACGCUUCAUGACACACGUGUGUCUGUGCAAAAACUGAGUUGAGUAUGAAGAGUACUCUUCAUACUCAACUCAGUUUUUUUUUUUAGUAGAAGAAAUUUGUCGUGUUUCCACCUUUUGCCGUCACUGUUGCUUUGCAAACUCUGCAUAUUACGGUCUCGUGUGCCAUUUCUGCUCGAUCGAAACCAAACCACUUCCAUAGUACAGAGGUACCUCCCCUUUAGGAACAGUUUCUUCGUCUAUAGUCUCUCCUCCACCUUCAGCCAUGCUCAUUUUCUCUCUUUUGUUGUCUCUGCUCUCUCUGCCUUUCUCCACCACCGCUGCUUAAGGGCCCUAUGAAAUCUGUUCUUUUUUUUCAAAAUUCAGUUUUAAUUUUUUUUAAUUCUGUUUUUUACAUUUUAAAGUUUUUUUUACCAGCAUAGAGUGUGUGCUUUAUGAGUUAGUGAAUAAAAUGUCCGUUAAUUAAAUGCAAAAAUCCUUAUAUUUUAAUGAUGAAACAGAUCAAUGGACAGUUUUUCCCAGUAAUGGAGAAAUGGGUGUAGCCUGGCUAACUUUCUGAUGGAAUGUCAGCCUCUGCACACAUCGCUACAAAAUCUUCAAGAAACUGUAAUGCCUGCGCUUGUGAUGAAGGAAGAUGUAAUCACCAAUGCAGUUCCAACUGCAUAUGUAAGAUAUUUUGUAACGUAUUCUAGCUCUUAUUUUGAAAGGCCAAAAGUGUGUUCUGUGGGUGUUGAGCAUGUCUGUGAGCUCGGUGCAAGAAUAAACGUGUUUCUCAUCGUUUUUCACUCAGAACCUGCACGUCGUCAUCCGACAUUGUGAAACACUCCUUACAUUAAAGCGGUAAAACACAACGUGGUGAAGAUAUACUCAACUUAACUAAGCUAACCCAACUAGUUUUCAUUGACGCUCUGUAAGAGGAGGUUCUGCCAACCUUUGCCGGUGUUUGCCAUUUCAAUAUGUUUAGUUCGGGAGAAGGCGGUUUAGUGUUUGUAAUAAGAUUCCACCACAAUUGAGCAGUCCGCCGAGUAAACCCCAAGGACUGGUAAAUUACUAUUCCGUUAAUGCGGGCCCUACGUGCUGUGGCACACGUGAGGCGCCAGUGCGUCAGUAUAUUACGCCGCGGUGUGCAGUUGCAGGAAAAACACAUCAACUCUGCUUUUUUCCACAAGUUAUCAUAAAGUUAUAUAAAAAUGAUCGCCUAACCUAAAUUCCCCAAACAGAGUUAAACGGUACCACAACAGUGGUUAUCAGCUCAGUGCACGUUCACAUAAAGGGGGGCAUUUGAAGUCAUAUUAUUCUACUUCUGCACAAAAAUUGAGCGGUCCCAGACACAACUCUUUUACACAAGAGGAGCAAGUAAUUAUUAUGGAGCGUUAAAAACAUUAUCACAGCCAAAAAGGAGGACUGUUGGCAGAAAAUUGCUGAGCGUGUAAAUGCAUAAGUUAAAGUGUUACAAGUUCUCGUGUCACAAGAUCUUGCGAGAUUAAAAUGUGACAGGAUUUCUUGUACAGAAAAAAAAAUCUCGCCUGAGGUGAUAAUAAAUAGAUUAAUCACACAGUAAUGAAAAUGAACUUGAUCAUAUUCCCGGCCUCAAUAUACAGUAUUGCCACGUGCAUGCAUGUCUGUUUUCCUCUCUCUCUGUGCAUUGGUUUCAGCACCUUGGUGCGUUUGUUCCGUAGAACAACCACAUGAAUGGAGUGAGCCCUUUUGUCAGUCAUACAGUCUCUGUCCAUGUGGGCUGUGGCAAACACACGGACUGCAGAAGAGUGUAAUGUAGUAGAAAUUUAAUUUGUAGAUUGCAAUAUGUUGUAUAUUUUUUCAUUCUACUUUUCUGAAAAGUAACGUUCAAAUCUCGUUCUCAGAGACCCAAUCUCGUGUAUCAUUUCGUGACACCCCUAGUAAACACUGUUUUCAUUUCUGAAAGCUCACAAUUGCGCACCUUUUACAUAUGAACACUUAUCAGUUUAAAAAAUAAACCAGAGGAACAGGUUUUUUUUGUCUAUAUUGUUUUCAUACCGGGGCUGCACGGUGGUCGAGUGGUUAGCAUGUUGGCCACACAGUCACAGUCUGGAGAUAGGAAAGACCUGGGUUCGAUUCUCCCUUGGUUUGCAUGUUCUCCUCGUGCGUGCGUGGGUUUUCUCCGGGUACUCCGGUUUCCUCCCACAUUCCAAAAACAUGCAUGUUAGGUUAAUUGGAGACUUUUUUUUUUUUUUUUUUUUUUUUUUACCCCUGUCCUGUCCAGCCUUUAAAGCAGAUAGAAUUGUAUACCUAAAUGCCGUCAAGUGCUCAACAGAUUUACUCUGCCAGAGAGAAGUGUGAUAUACACUUCCCCUGUCAUACAAAAUUUAUUCGACCUUGAUGCUUGUUAUAAAGCAAAUUUGGAGCGACCGGACCGGAGCAGGAGGGGACAGAGAAGAAGAGAAAAGGAAACAGGGGGGGCGAGAGGGGACAAAAACAAAAAAAAGAGAGACAAGAGACAAGGACAACAGCAGCAACAACAACAAUUGUGACAGAACAACAGAAACAUACAGAACGACAUCAGCAAAUAAAUGUCCGUGACAACUAUAAAGACGAACAAGGAUAAAGGACAAAUCAAUAUCAACAACCACAAUGACAAAGCUGUCAAUGACAAUCAGACAUAAUAGCAGUCAUGAAAUGAUGAGCUAUGACAGUGAUCACAAUGACAAUACUGCAUUGAAACAGUCGCACACAAUAGCAGUCAUGAAAUGAUGAAUUAUGAUAGUGAUCACCAUGAUAAUACCGCAUUGAAACAGUCACACAUAACUGUAGUAAUGAAAUGAUUAUCCAUGAUAGUGAAUAGAAUCAAAGUUACUGUAAUGCACAUCAUUGUAAAAAAAAUAUAUAUAUAUAUACAUAUACACAUAUAUAUACAUACAUACAUACAUAUAUAUAUAUAUAUAUAUACACACAUAUAUACCGCACAUACACACAUAUAUAUAUAUAUAGUCAUACUGCUGAUAUCACCGUCGCUGUAAUAAAACCAACAACAUAACACCCUGGUUAACUCAGUGAGUAAUGUGGGGAAGUACGUAUGUACUGUGAGUGUGCAUAUGUACAGGUAUCUCUGUAUGUAAGGAAGACUUCAUAUAUAUAUAAAGGUGCAUGAAUGUGUGGGCGUGUGAUUGUCACUGAGAGUGCAUGAAAGGAAAGGGACCGCCUUCCACCUCCCAGAGAGCCCCGCCCCAAAUAGCAAGGCCGGGCCCCGGCCGCCAGAAGGCCACCAGGCCCAUAGGGGCAGGCAGCACAAAGAUCAGUGCCCCAAGAGCCAGCCCAGAGAGCCCCCCCCCCCCCGGGAAGACCAGUAAGGGGCCGAGAUCACACCCCACAAAGGCAGACGGGUACCGGGGGCCACAAACCGGCAGGCCCAGAGACGCCUCCACAGCCGGAAAGAAGCCCGCCCGCGCCGGAAGCGCCAAUUCCCGCCCACCCCCACCCCCAGGGAGCGGAGCCCGGCCCGCCCCGGGCCAACCCCCGCCCGACCCCCGACACAGGGCCGCCCCGCCAAGGGAUGCAGGAGGCACACCCUCCACCCACCCGGCGGAGGCACGGGCGGCAGAGAUGUAUCGCCCAGCACCUGACCCCACGGAGCAAACCCCUGUAUGCCCCCCCCAAAAAUAAAUCACUAAAAUAAAUAAAAGUACACACACGCACGCACAUACACACUCCUACACACCCACACACACGCACAUAAACACUCCUACAAGAGUGGAGACUCUAAAUGGUCCAUAGGUAUGAAUGUGAGUGGGAAUGGUUGUUUGUCUAUAUGUACCCUGUGAUUGGCUGGCGACCAGUCCAGGGUGUACCCCGCCUGUCGCCCGAAGUCAGCUUGGAUAGGCUCCAUGCCCCCACAACCCUAAUGAGGAGAAGCAGCAUAGAAAAUGGAUGGAUGUUUUCAUACACUCCUGAUCAAAAUCUUAAGACCAGUUGAAAAAUUGCUCGAAUUUGCAUUUUGCACAUUUGGAUCUUAAUGAGAUUUUAAGUAGAGCUACAAUAUGCAAAAACAAGAAAGGGGAGUGAGACAAAAAGCACUUUGAAAAAGUAAUUUAUUGAAAACAACAAACUGAAAUAGGCAGGUUAUCAGCUGAUCAAAAGUUUAAGACCAUCGCUCAAAAAAUAACAAAAAACUCUCCAAACCAGAACAAAAAAUGUUCUCAGUAGGACUCAGUAAUGAGUAGCUCCACCGUUCUUGUUCAUCACUUCAAAAAUCGGUUUGGGCAUGCUUGAUGCGAGUGUUUCCAGGAGGCUAGUGGGAACAUUGCUCCAAGUGGUGAAGAUGGCUUCAUGAAGGGCAUCAACUGUCUGGAACUGGUGGCCAUUUUUAUAAACUUCCCUUGCCAUCCAUCCCCAAAUGUUCUCUAUGGGAUUUAAAUGAGGGGAACAUGCAGGAUGGUCCAAAAGAGUGAUGUUAUUCUCCCUGAAGAAGUCCUUGGUCAAGUGAGCAUUGUGAACUGCAGCGUUGUCCUGUUGAAAAACCCAGCUGUUACCACACAGACGAGGGCCCUCAGUCAUGAGGGAUGCCCGCUGCAACAUCUGCAUCCGUUUGACGACCCUGCACUACCUGAAGCUCCAGUGUUCGACUGAAUGAAAAAGCACCCCAGACCAUGAUGGACCCCCCUCCACUGUGUCGGGUAGAAAACAUCUCAGGUGGGAUCUCCUUGUCAUGCCAGUAACGUUGGAAGCCAUCUGGACCGUCAAGGUUACAUUUUUUUCUCAUCAGAGAAUAAAACUUUUUUUCCACCUUUCAAUGUCCCAUGUUUGAUGCUCCCUGGCAAAGUCUAAACAGGCAGUUUUGUGGCGUUGAAGGAGACGAGGUCUUUGAAAUUCUUUUUUAAACCCUUUUCCUGCAGAUGCCGUCUGAUGGUUAUUGCACUGCAGUCGGCACCAGUAAGGGCCUUAAUGUGGGUGGAAGACCGCCCUGUGUCUUGAUGGACAGCCAAUCGGAUCCUCCGGCUCAGCGCAGGUGUGAUUUUUUUGGGUCUACCACUUGACUUUUUUGUUCCCUAAUGCUCAGGAUCUUUCAAAAAAUGUAGAAUGACUGAUUUACUGCUCCCAACCUCAGCAGCAAUGACACGCUGCGAGAGGCCUCGCUUAUGCAGCUCGACAAUCCGACCACGUUUAAAAAGAGAAAGCUUCUUAGCUUUAGCCAUUAGGAGGGCAUGACAGUGUGAAUGCCUGACAGAAAAUGAACAUUUUGAGCAGAUUUGGGCUUUUAUAGCCUGUGGUCUUAAACUUUUGAUCAGCUGAUUAAAAGCCUAUUUCAGUUUAAUUGUUGUUUCAA
Molecule: messenger RNA, 16015 nt
Organism: Dunckerocampus dactyliophorus (ringed pipefish)
Lineage: Eukaryota; Metazoa; Chordata; Actinopteri; Syngnathiformes; Syngnathidae
Gene: nadsyn1
Product: NAD synthetase 1
Exons: 20
Coding region: 3903-5813 (636 amino acids)
Biological process (GO): NAD+ biosynthetic process
Cellular component (GO): cytoplasm
Molecular function (GO): NAD+ synthase (glutamine-hydrolyzing) activity; ATP binding; glutaminase activity
Source: RefSeq, a predicted model, not a curated record